Molecule: messenger RNA, 1612 nt
Organism: Hemibagrus wyckioides
Lineage: Eukaryota; Metazoa; Chordata; Actinopteri; Siluriformes; Bagridae
Gene: dpm3
Product: dolichyl-phosphate mannosyltransferase subunit 3, regulatory
Exons: 2
Coding region: 516-794 (92 amino acids)
Biological process (GO): GPI anchor biosynthetic process
Cellular component (GO): dolichol-phosphate-mannose synthase complex; endoplasmic reticulum membrane
Source: RefSeq, a predicted model, not a curated record
AAAAUUAAUUUGAUAAAGAAAACAACAACGUAAGGAUCCGACUCUGCCUGCAGGAACACAUCAUCCCUGCAGCUCUCUGACGUCAUACUGGGGCAGGUCUGGGCUUCUUAGGUUCGUUGAAGGGUAACUGUAAAGCUACACUAAAGACAGCAUUCUAAAUAGUUUGAGCAAAAGUUUGAGGAAGAUCCUGAUAUGGGUGUGAUGGGCAGGGGUGCACAUACUUUUGGCCAUAUAGUUAUGAGUAAAUGUGAGUCCAGAGAGAUGGUUGAAUGUAAAUCCAGGACUGGACAGUAGACUUGAACAUACAGUAGGUGCUAAAUGGAAAGGUAUUUAAGUCGACAUGUUAUUAGUUCUGCUGCUAGUGUACUUCAUUAACCAUGAAACUGAAAGGAGCAGUGAGUACGGCGCUGAGGAACACAGUGAGUAGGAUAGUGAGUUAUAACUGAGGAAUAUAGGUCUGGAGCUGCACUGGACGUUUAACUGGUUCUCCUUUGAUUUCUCCAAACUUCUUCAUCAUGACCAAACUUCUGGAGUGGCUUCUGGGCGUGUCACUGGUUGCUGUUGCCUGGGGACUGGUGACCUUUGACCUUCUUGGCUUGCAGCUGCCUGCCGUGUACAAGGAAGUGGCUUGGCCGAUGCCGGUGUACCUGCUGGUGGUGUUUGGUUGUUAUUCUCUGGCAACUGUGGGGUACAGAGUAGCCAUGUUUAAUGACUGUGAAGAAGCAGCCCGAGAACUGAAGGCCCAGAUACAAGAGGCUAAAGAGGACUUGAAGAAGAAGGGUCUGAAGAUGUGACGACUUUGCUGGACCAUGUCUCUAACUCAGAUAUGCUUGUUUUUUGUCUCUGUGACUUUUUUUUUUUCCUAUUUGUUAUACACUGGUGAGAUCAGAGUGGAAGCCGGAAGUGUUCUAAAACAUCGAGACCUGAAAUCAGAUGUAGAUUUUUUUGUGAAUUUUCCUUUCCUCUGCAUCUCAUUAUAAUUAUAAUUAUAUAAACAAAUGUCUAGAACGUGGUGUACUGGAACUGACUUCCACACAGAGACGUCUCUGUAAUUAUUUUUUUUUAUCGUAUUUUUGGUGCCCCAGAAGAAUGAGAAGUCGGAGUCAGACUGACUGACAGCGUGGUUGCACAGCGUCACGCUUGUGCGAGAUAACCGUGGCGUAGCCCGGCUCUGACGGCGCCCCGUACAGGGUUGAUUUUUAACAAGCUUGAUAAUAGGAUACUGUUGUUCUAGAAAUACACACACUGCGGCACAGGAAUGUCUGCAGCCGACAAGUCAGAGCCGUGUUACUGUUUUGAGUUACUGCAACCGAUUGUGUAAUCCGUCAGCGUGAAAAAGUGACUGUAUUCACAAAGCAUCUUAAAAUGGGAGCGCCGAUUUCGGAUCGUCGGUCUUAGUGUAUGUGGUGAAGGGAACCGCAUCCAGUCGCUGAAAUCUUUUACGACUAUUAACUCUUGUGUCAGAGUCCUGAUUUCUCUCGUGUUCGGUUUUAUUUGUGUUCACUCUGUAGAAUGUGUCGCUUCUGUAAAAUCUUACUGUUAAAUUUCCAUAUGUUCCAUACAUUGUGUUACAUCAAGUCCAGAUGUAUAAUACAGAUUAUUUUCCCUGAGA